This is a messenger RNA of Manduca sexta (tobacco hornworm), 3012 nucleotides long. RefSeq names its product casein kinase I (gene CKIalpha). NCBI's taxonomy places the organism in Eukaryota, Metazoa, Arthropoda, Insecta, Lepidoptera, Sphingidae. Gene Ontology annotation, molecular function: ATP binding; protein serine/threonine kinase activity. Bases 235 to 1257 code for a protein of 340 amino acids. Gene Ontology annotation, biological process: negative regulation of canonical Wnt signaling pathway; signal transduction; peptidyl-serine phosphorylation. The record is from RefSeq and is a predicted model, not a curated record. The transcript is spliced from 9 exons. Gene Ontology annotation, cellular component: nucleus; cytoplasm.
CACUAAUAAUAUAGCAACACUGCCAUUGUGACGUCACACGAAACAGGCUGACGACGUCUUUUUACAGUUCGAAAUAAAAUGAUUCUAAGUGGCUUAUUUUAGUGUUUCUACGUUGAAUUGUGUUUUAGAACAAGCGUUGACGAUAAAUUAUUUUAGUGUUGUGACUUAAACGGACUCGGUGUGAUGGGCCAUCAAUAAUUUCGUGGUGACAACGAGUGAUGAAGGAAAAAGAAAAUGGCUACCUUCGAACGCAUGUUGAUGGCCAGGAAAACUGUUGUAUUAGAUGAAAAAUACAACGUUGCUCGUAAAAUUGGCGGCGGGAGCUUCGGUGAUAUAUUUUUAGCGAUCAACAUAACAAAUGGAGAGGAGGUAGCAGUGAAGGUUGAAUCCAUCAAGGCGCGACACCCACAACUUCUCUAUGAGAGCAGAGUGUAUAAGAUGCUCCAAGGGGGCAUUGGAAUACCACACAUAAGAUGGUAUGGCUACGAGAAGGAGCACAACAUCCUGGUGAUGGACCUCCUGGGUCCAUCGCUCGAGGACCUGUUCAACUUCUGCUCGCGUCAGUUCACCAUCAAGACUGUUCUCAUGCUGGCAGAUCAAAUGCUGGGUCGUGUGGAGUUCAUACACUGCAAGUGCUUCAUACACCGCGACAUAAAGCCGGACAACUUCUUGAUGGGCAUCGGACGCCACUGCAACAAGCUGUACAUGAUCGAUUUUGGCCUCGCCAAGAAGUUUAGGGAUCUGCGCACGCGUGUGCACAUCGCCUAUCGUGAGGACAAGAAUCUUACUGGUACGGCGAGAUACGCGUCUAUAAACGCGCACCUCGGAAUAGAGCAGUCGCGACGGGACGACAUGGAAUCGCUCGGAUACGUGCUCAUGUAUUUCAACAGAGGGUCGCUACCUUGGCAGGGUUUAAAAGCGAUCACAAAGAAACAAAAAUACGAGCGUAUCAGUGAGAAAAAGAUGUCCACACCCGUCGAGGUACUCUGUAAGGGAUUCCCGGCUGAGUUUGCGAUGUAUUUAAAUUACUGCCGCGGGCUGUCCUUCGACGAGUCGCCAGACUACAUGUACCUCAGACAGUUGUUCCGCAUCCUGUUCCGUACGAUGAACUACCAGUACGACUACACGUUCGACUGGACGAUCCUGCGCCAGCGCAAGCAGCACAUGGAGGGAGGCGCCGCCAACGACCGCCGCUCGCCCUCCGUGCAGCGCCGCGCGCAGCAGCCGCAGCCGCCGCCGCCGCCCAACAACGAGUGAAAGAGAUUACGACGUUCGGCAGCUGCCGGUGGUCCGGCGAAGAAGAGGGCGCGAUAGCAUUUGUGUACGCGUUGUGUGCGAGCGGCGGCGCGUGGCGGCGCGUGGCGGCGCGCGGCGGGCGGCGGGGCGGGGCGCGGCGCGGGCGGCGGCUCGCUCGCACUGUGGGCACAGCUCUCCACAGCUCUCUCAACGCGCGUCGAACGCGAACCUCACAAGGACUAGCUUUAUCUCUAAUAUAGAGAGGCCUUUACGUUGUGUCUCGACCAUGUAGUGUAGCGCGUGGUUGUCUCUCGAGUGAAAUGUGGCAUCGAUCGGCUCGAGAUGGGCGAAUGUGCGACGUCGGCGCGCGGGCGUCACUGUGCGGACUCCGAGCCCGUUUGUACCAUCUUGAACUUAUCCGUGUUAUAAACAAAACUUCGGUGAUUAACUUUGCCGUGUGACGAACACACGAUUUGUAUGUUUUUUUUUUAUAUUGUAUUAUAAUUUUUGUAUUUGUUCAAGGCGAUAAGUGUGUUUCGUUGUAUGAAAUGAAAUGUUAACAUUAUAAAAGCAUCUUUUUAGCGAGUUUUUGAAACAAAGGUAAUAAAAAUAAAAGUAUUUAACCUUGAUGACGGUGAGUUGAUAUUUACUAAGUUUUUCGAUGUUAGUUUCUCCUAAUUAGCUAAUGUCUACGUUCAGUCGUAUUUCACGCUAUUGUAGGUAAAUACGCAAACGAGAUCACGUAAGUCGGCACGCGAGUUAUAAAUAAUAAAUAGUUUAAAGAAAGUGGUAGAGCCACGCUAUAGACAUAUUUGUUUACAGCAGGAAUGGGCCGGCUCGACCGGGAUAUUACCACUAUCUCACAGAAAACUGUCGUCAAGUGACGGCUUGCUGUCCAUUUUCGGAUAGUGGGUGACAUUUCCGGAGGCCCGAAUAACCCCCUCCCCUUCCUAAUCCCAAUUCCUUUAAGGUCGGCAGCGCAUUUAUAGUUCUUCGGGAAUUGUAAAUGUUUAUGGGCGGUGAUCCACUCCCUCGUUUGCCGAUCUUCUCCAUACAAAAAACCCCUUGAUGAGUGAUCGGUUUCCGAUGCAAGUAGAUUCUUUAUGAAAAAAAUGAAAAUUUAAAUAAAAAGCGAAAAAGCGCAUGAUUUAGGAUUAAGACAAUUGAUUCCCAUUUCCAUAAAACGCACCGGCUUCGAGAGUACGUAGUUAUAAGAAUUAAUUUGUAUCUUUUCGGUUUGGUAUAACAUAAAUUGUACAUAAGAUUUAGAGGAGGCAGAUGCGUUUUAUAGAAAUAUGGUACAUAUAGUAUCUUAAUUUUUAAUUAAGUUGUAAAUACAAGACCUUGUUUGGUUCAGUGUUAUUUCUUUUAAAAGAACAUGAGAGUAACAAUUGUUUUGCCCAUGGUAAUUGAGUUUUGUGAUACUCGUAAAUAUUUUUAUAUCAGAAAAUGACUAAAACUCAUUCUUCCAUAGUAGUUUUCGAACGCGAGUGUCAUGAAACUCUUGAACGCGAAAGUAACAAGUGAAAAUAAUUAUUUAAAUGUAUCAAUUGGAGACAAAAUAGACUUUUAGCUCUGUAUACAGGCAGUUGUUUUUGUGUACUCGGAUCGUGUCUAUGUGAUAUUACGGAUCUCAUUCCUUUUCAUAAAAAAUAUCUGUAACUAGUGACGAAUUCUCGGUUUCUUUGAAUGGUAAGAUUAUUUUGUCUCCAAAGCAUGUUUACACAGACACUUUCAAUUUAAUUAUAAAUUAAUAAAUGAUAUAUUAAACUAAAA